CCCCACUUAGUGGUUUAAAGCAUUUUUGUUCGCUAUAAUCACCAUCCCCAAUUCAACCCUGUCUGUGUCUAGGGCUUGAGCUCCAUUCAAAAAAUGGCAGCUGUUUACAGCUUCUACAUCAUCAACAAAUCAGGAGGCCUCAUCUUCUAUAAGGAUUACGGCUCUGCGGGACGAAUGGAUACGAAUGAUAGCUUGAGAUUGGCGAGUUUAUGGCAUUCAAUGCACGCUAUCUCUCAACAGCUAUCGCCUAUCAUGGGAUGUUCAGGGAUCGAGCUUCUCGAAGCUGACAAUUUCGAUCUCCAUUGCUUCCAAUCUCUUACUGGUAAAUCUCAUGGCAUUUUCUUUGAUUUCGUUUUAACUAUGAAAUUUGAAGUUUUAUUUAGAAAUCAUGUCUUUUCGAUGUACCUUAGUCUUCUGUUUGUUUUUCAAGAAAUUCCAAGAAUAGAGAAAAAGAUUAAAAAAAAUAAUGAAUUGUUGAAGCCGUGGUUUGCUUUGUUGGUUGCAAGUCCAACAUUGUGAUUUCUUAGUGCAGUUUGAAGCUUGUUAAUGCUGUAAUAGAAUUUGAGAAUCCUCAGUUUUAAAAUCCCUUUUGAGGUUAAAGAUUUGAGGAUUCUUAGAAUUAUUAGGGGGACUUUAAAGUUCUGAAUCACACAUUUGAAGUUCUUUGAAAGUAGGUGUUAUUUCAAAGUCAUAGUCCUAAAAUCAAAUGACCGUGAAGAAAAGGAUUGUUAACUAUAGUAGAAACACAACUAUUGGAGCCAUUGAUAUGACCACCAAAGUUUCCAUUGCUAUCUUCGUUUGGCCAUGAUCAUACCUGUCACACUUCUACCGGGACAAUACCAUUACUUAUGCCACGUGUCAUCAUCAUUGUUGUUGUUAAGAGCAUUGGUACCGACACCACCAUUGGAAGUUCCACAUCACUACACUACUGCCCAAUCCAUUACCAUGCUACCUCCGUGUUACUUUGAAUGCUGCUACCAUUGUUGGUGAGGUAUUAUGGGUAUUAUCAU
Camellia sinensis is the source of this 1010-nucleotide messenger RNA. Lineage: Eukaryota; Viridiplantae; Streptophyta; Magnoliopsida; Ericales; Theaceae. The record is from RefSeq and is a predicted model, not a curated record.